AUGGCUUCUAUAGGGCCUGGCGCUCCUCAUAAGACUUAUUCAGUAUACGAAAAGAUACUAUGGUUCCAACUCCAGCCCGAAGAGGUGCUCGCGACACCGCACCAUGCCUCACGUCGCGCCUUAGAGGCAUCAGCAAAAUCGUGUCGACUAUGUUCCAUGGUACUUCGCGCUGCGAUAUCUAACUAUCAGGACUCGCGAGGUAGAAGAAAGGGAAUGGGCUAUUGGAGACAAUUCAACGCCAUAAAUUAUCGUGAAGGCUCCAACGUACGCAAAAUUACAUACGUGAAGGAGCUUGGAUCAUGCAUGCCAGCUACGUCGACGGAAUAUAACAAUGGCGUUGGGAGAGCAGUUUUGGCGGCAACAGGCAAUAUAAAAACCGACGGUAAUCAUGUAGGCGAUGAUACUAUAAACCUUGAAUCACUCAAUAUUGGUGAAGAGGAUUCAGCCGAUUUACCUGCGUGGCUUUAUGGUAAUUGGUGGGCUAAGCACGAGCCGGGUGGCGCUGGCGAUACGACCCAUCUGCGACUCAUGGGAGUAGGAGCUCGGUUUGGAAAGACUCAAAGCCAAUUCGAUGCUUUCAAUAGCAGGCCUAACGAGGUUAGCCUGCGUGGAAGCUCCAUUGGCAUCUGUACCAGCGAUGAUAGUAUGCUUAGCACGAUACCGGGUCGCCUACGUGAGAUGGAAUCAGACUCUGAUAUCGCGAUUGGCCGUCUUGAGAAAUGGAUGAAAGAUUGUGAAUUAAAUCAUCCCUUCUGCGGACAUGUAUUUGCUUCCAGCCGCGGGGUAUCAGUAGUUGAAUCCAAUGGUCAAAAGGGGAGAUAUGUAACUCCCAGUCACUGUUGGGGUACAUCGUCAAGGUUGAUGGCAACUAAGCAGUCUAUUCAUGAUCUUAAGGAGGGUAUUGCUGUAUCAUUUCUCCCUAAGACGUUCCAGGACGCAAUCAAAAUCACACAACGCCUUGGAAUCAAGUACCUCUGGAUAGACUGUCUAUGCAUUAUUCAGGAUGAUCCCGAUGAUUGGGGAAAAGAGGCGUCCGCAAUGAGCCAAGUCUAUCGCAAUUCGUACCUAACUAUAUCAGCGGCUGCUUCAAAAGACAGUUAUUCGGGCUGUUUUCCAAAACGCGAGAACGAUUCAUACGUCAAUCCUGCGAAUAUAUCACUCGGAUACGAUAUUCCUAGAGAAGCGACGGUGCCGAUGAGCCACGAACUAGUAUACGAAUACACAUCUCAGCCCGGAAAAAAGAAUUCGAUUCGUCUGUUUGAGGAGUGGUUGCCGGGAUCUAGCUUCCACUUCCCUCAAAGAAUGGGGAUAGGGUCGUUCGGCAAGCGGUACGAUCCGAUCGCCGACGAGCCUCUCAGCUCGCGGGCAUGGACUCUGCAGGAACGUCUGCUUUCCCAGCGCCUUAUCCACUACGCCCGCGACCAGAUGUACUUUGAAUGCGAGACUUGCAUUCAGUCCGAAGAUGGAUUCACGUUUAGCGAUAUCUACUUCGGGAUGAAACGCCUCCUGGACACAUGGCAGGGAGGGUGGCUCUCCUUGGUCGAGAAUUACACGAUGCGCAAUUUAACUGUAAAGCGCGAUAAGCUCACUGCGUUAGCUGGUGUGGCGAGAGCGGUGGCAGAAGAGACAGGCGAUCGCUACUACGCGGGCUUAUGGCGUAGGCACUUCAUGGAAGAUCUAUGUUGGCGGAUGUACCCCUACGAAGAGAUAGAGGAUCGGAGGGAUGCGAAGAUCACACCGCUGACGGGCAGACACUUGGGGACUGUCCGUAGGCCGCCUGAGUAUCGAGCGCCUAGUUGGUCGUGGGCGUCACUCGACGGACCUGUCAAGUAUAUUCCGUUAUCUUUCACGAACCUGGUCUCCUCGAUUAUUAAUUGCUCAACUGUUCCUGUCGGCAAAGACCCCUACGGUAGGGUAUCGAGUGGUAAACUGGAUAUAGAGGGACCCAUAUACGAAGUUAAACCCCAUACGCCGAAGAAGAGGUGGGAUCGACACGGUAUCCCAGUGGAAAUCGAUCUAGAAGAUGACCGUGGUAUAUCGGCCGGUAGCUUGCAUCUAGACGUACCAGAAGAGUCGAUCUCGUACCCCUGCUACGCUCUGUUCCUGGAUCCCUCGAAAGCGCUGAUCCUGCGAACCAACGAGUUAGAGGCCAAGCGAAACGAAGAUGGAACUAACGACCCAGAUACUCUCGUCUCUAAGCCAGUCCUGACGACCCCUGAUGUCAAUCGCAACAUAGCCGAGUAUUCGGAGACGAAAAACUUGGUUUUCCAAGCCCUGUACCAAGUCGUUCGCAUCGGAGUAGGAGUUUUUGUCAAGGAGCCGAUGAAGAAUAAAGACCAGCUCGAAAAUCAAGAAGAGAAGGAACCGGAGUUGUGGGACGAGGCGAAGCAGGGAAAGCUGACACUAGAUAAGAUCCUACACGUCGCGGGAGACCAGUCUUGGGGGCCGGUUACGAAGGAUGAUCCCAAAAUAUGGGUAACGAUAGUGUAA
Messenger RNA from Daldinia vernicosa, 2490 nucleotides. RefSeq names its product HET-domain-containing protein. Lineage: Eukaryota; Fungi; Ascomycota; Sordariomycetes; Xylariales; Hypoxylaceae. The transcript has 5 exons. Bases 1 to 2490 code for a protein of 829 amino acids. The record is from RefSeq and is a predicted model, not a curated record.